Messenger RNA from Pogona vitticeps (central bearded dragon), 2416 nucleotides. The record is from RefSeq and is a predicted model, not a curated record. Lineage: Eukaryota; Metazoa; Chordata; Lepidosauria; Squamata; Agamidae.
GCCCUCCACUCGACGGGCGGUGGAGGUUCGCCUCUGGCCCGGAAGUGAAGUGCGGUACCCACUCAGGGCAGGGGGAAACCAUGCAGGUCUCCUGUCUCCACGAGGUGAAGGUCUACAGCCUGAGGGCCGGCAGGAGCUUGCCAGAGUGGCUUUCUGACAGAAAGAAGAGAGCACUGCAAAAGAAAGAUGUCGAUAUUCGCAGGAGGAUUGAACUCAUUCAGGAUUUUGACAUGCCUGCUGUUAGCACCAAGCUGAAGGUGUCACGAGAUGGGCAGUACGUGAUGGCAACUGGGACAUAUAAACCAAGGAUCCGAUGUUUUGAUACCUAUCAGUUAUCUAUGAAGUUUGAAAGGUGCUUAGAUGCUGAAGUGAUUACAUUUGAUAUUUUAUCAGAUGAUUACUCAAAGAUGGUCUUUCUGCAGUGUGACAGAUAUGUGGAAUUUCAUUCCCAACAUGGACGUUAUUAUAGGACAAGAAUACCCAAGUUUGGUAGAGAUUUCUCGUAUCAUUAUCCAUCCUGUGACCUCUACUUUGUAGGAGCAAGUUCUGAAAUAUACAGGCUAAAUUUGGAACAAGGAAGAUUUCUGAAUUCCCUCCAGACAGAUGCUUCCAGGAUCCUAGUCUGUCAGGUGAAAUGCUGUCCUAUGCUGAAUACAUAUUUUCUUUGUUCUCCUAAGGGGAAGGUGGAAUGCUGGGAUCCUAGAACAAGAAAUCGGGUUGGCAUGUUGGAUUGCGCUUUGAGCAGUGUGACAGCUGAUAAAGAGGUAGAUGGUCUGCCAUCUAUUUCAGCCUUAAAGUUUGAUGGAACUUUGAAUAUGGCUGUUGGAACAUCUACUGGCCAGGUCUUGCUUUAUGAUCUUCGAUCAAAUCAGCCACUAAUAGUGAAGGACCAUCAGUAUGGUCUACCUAUUAAAUCAAUACAGUUCCACGGUUGCUUAGACUUAAUUAUUUCAUCUGAUUCGCGAAUCAUAAAAAUGUGGAACAAGGAUACAGGGAAAAUAUUUACUUCCAUGGAACCGGAGCAUGAUAUUAAUGAUGUUUGCCUAUAUCCUGAUUCUGGAAUGCUGUUCACAGCCAAUGAAGCCCCGAAAAUGAGCAUCUACUACAUCCCAGUUUUAGGUCCUGCUCCAAAAUGGUGCUCAUUUCUUGAUAAUUUGACAGAAGAGCUGGAGGAGAACCCAGAGACAACAGUGUAUGAUGACUAUAAGUUUGUAACAAGAAAAGACCUGGAGAACUUGGGUCUAACUCAUCUGAUUGGGUCACCACUUCUCCGAGCGUAUAUGCACGGCUUUUUCAUGGACAUACGACUCUAUCACAAGGUUAAAAUGAUGGUGAAUCCAUUUGCUUAUGAGGAAUAUAGAAGAGAGAAAAUUAGGCAGAAGAUAGAAGAAACACGUGCACAAAGAGUGCAACUAAAGAAACUUCCUAAGGUUAAUAAAGAACUUGCAUUAAAGUUGAUCGAGGAGGGAGAAGAAGAGGUGCAAAACGCAAGGAAAAAGAAACAAAAGAAAAUGCCUAGCAUUCUUAAUGAUGACCGUUUCAAAGUCAUGUUUGAGAAUCCAGAUUUCCAGGUGGAUGAAAAGAGUGAAGAGUUUAGGCUGCUUAAUCCACUCGUUUCUAAAAUGGGUGAGAAAAGAAAGAAGAAGCUAAAGAUGUUAGAGGAGCAAGAAGUCCUCGGAAAGGAAGAAGAGGAAGAACCAGAAGGAAAACCAAGUGAUGCAGAAAGCUCUGAGACUUCAGAGGAUGAAAAAGGCUGGGUUGAAGAGGUCAGGAAACAGCGCAGACUUCUUCGCCAAGAGGAAAAAGUAAAACGACAGGAAAGGUUCAAGGAGGAUCAGCAAACAGUCCUGGAACCCAAGUUUUUUGAGAUUAAAGCUGGGGAAGAAUUUAGAAGUUUCAAGGACACAGCCAAAAGGCAAAAGUUAAUGAAAAAAACGCUUGAAGAUCGUUUGCAACUUGAAGAGAGAGUAGGUGCACUCAGUGUACAUGAUACCACUGUAGGAAGCAAACAAGUUACCUUCAAAUUAAAAAAGUCAGAACAGCAGAGGAAACAGCAUGAAGCAGAGAGGCACCAUCAUCUGGAGAGGAAAAAACUCCGGCGUUCUGCUGGCCAUCUCCAAAGUAAAAGAGGAAGGAGGCGACCCUUCAACUGACAGAACACUCCUGUUAUUUUUCCAGGGGUAUUUGGGAAGUGGGGGGCUUAUUAGUGAUGACCCCCAAUCAUGGACAUAAAUCAAGACUUCUUCAGCUGUUUUGUACAGAGGAGAAUUGUCUACAGAAUCAUCCACAUUGUGUUCGGUGGGGAGAACAUGAGGAUCUCAUGGUUGGGGUAGAGCUACUUGCCGUAUUUUUCUGUGUAUACGACUCCCCCCAAUGUAUAAAACAACUCCCUAAUUUUGACCCUUGAUGGAGGUGG